This is a messenger RNA of Pecten maximus, 1231 nucleotides long. RefSeq lists its product as uncharacterized. Gene Ontology annotation, biological process: allantoin catabolic process. NCBI's taxonomy places the organism in Eukaryota, Metazoa, Mollusca, Bivalvia, Pectinida, Pectinidae. The coding region runs from base 297 to 836 and encodes 179 amino acids. The transcript is spliced from 2 exons. The record is from RefSeq and is a predicted model, not a curated record. Gene Ontology annotation, molecular function: ureidoglycolate lyase activity; ureidoglycolate hydrolase activity.
AUAAAACCGGCCGGAUAUCUUGACAGUAACACAUGUCCUUGACAUUUUGAUUUUAGCUUGUUUACAGCAUUUGUACAGAGCCGUCUGCACAGCCCUCGCGGGUAUAAGCAGCUCCAUAGUUUUUUCUAUAGCGAUAUAACACGUUGUUCGGAAGACAAAGACUCUGAUAACUUGUAAAGGGAACUACAAUAAAGACAUGAGUGGAUAUGCGAGUUAUGACGAUGCGCAUGACCGGAAAUACGAUGAACCACAUCCGGUUCCUCUGGUCGUAGCCACCACAGAAACACUGAAAGGAUAUGGAACUAUUGUUACCGACUUUGAGAAAACGGAAGUUGAGAUUACUCCAUGGCCUGUUAAUGGGUGGCGGAAGUUGUGUCCUAACACCGGAUAUGGUGGAGGCAUCGUCAGUGGAGACUUCAUCUACAAAUGGGAGGGGGACCUUUGUAAAGCUGUCAACAAAGGCAGUUGGUGGGGACUACAUCACAGGACGACUUCCACCGGAAGCUGAUACAAAGAAUCGCAAACGUGUACUAACAAGAGAAGCUAAUUACCAUCCAGACGGAGGCCAGGUGUUCUUUCCACAAAAUGGCGAUGCCUUCGUCGCACUGUUGGCUCUUCCUGGAGAUGACGUCAAACCGGAAGAUUUCGUAGCUUUUUAUUUCGAUGGGUCUUUUGGAGUUCAGAUCCAUGCAAACAUCUGGCAUCAGCCCGUUUAUCCCAUAACAAAUGACGCCGUAUUUCUUGGUAAACAGGGAUCGGUACACGCAUGCGUAGCAGUGGACACGGCGAUUGAGUUCAACAAAUAUCUAUCAGUUCCUUUAAAGGUCAACAAAUAAUGCGCAAUGAUGGCUAUCCACACGCAUUAAAUUGACAUUGAUAUAAUCAACAAAUACCUUGAUGAGUAUGAUGAUGACGACGAUAGCGACGAUGACGACGAUGACGACGAUGAUGACCACAUCUCCAAAUCGGAUACUGUUUUAAGCCCUGUGUUUUUCAUAAAAAAAACUUUGGUUUUAAAAAAAUUGUCAUUUAAUGAUUUAGUUAAAACCACCCGUCGUCCGUGAUCCACCGUCUGUUUGUCGUUAAACCAAUUUUAUGACGCGACAGGUGACGUUACUGGUCAAGAUGAAGAAUCUGAUUGGUCAAUGUGCAGUUAAAAAGGAAACAAAGUUAAGAUUGAAUAAAAGUUGAUUGAGUGGAUGUAUCUCAUUAAAUGACACCUUAAAUUGAA